UGAACUGUUCCCCCAAAUCCAAAUUUGAAGUGUUGUUUCUACUUCCUAAACAUUCCCUCUCUUCCUUUCAUCCCUUCCUUUGUAGGCUCACUCUCUCUUCCCCUCCUUAUUUAAUCCUCCUCUCCCACCCUCUUCCUUUCCCCAACUUCCUCUGCCCUCCAUUCCCACCUCUCCCAUGGCGACUUCCCUUGAGCCCUCUCUUUUCACCUUCCCCACUGAGUUCCCCUACGAGUCUGACUCCUUUGCCUCCUUCUCUGACCUCAACUCCCCCUUGGAAUCGGCUGUUAGCUCCACCGACUCCACGGAUAGCAGCGGUAGCGACGACGAUGAUUUCUUUGACGGCUUGGCUCACCAGUUUGCAUGGACCUCCCUCUCUGAAACUGACAAAUCCGCAUCUCCCACCUCCAAAGCUAACAAUUUUGAGAAGUAUGUCAAAACUGGCUCUCCUCAGUCGACUUUGAGCGGGAUAGACACAUGGUUUCGCUCUGAAACUCCUUCUCAGGUGCAAUCGCCUCCCUUGGCGGUUUCUGGGGCUGUGAACGAUGCUAGAGCCCUUGUACAUGCUGCUUCCAUAGAGGCUACUAGGUUGAAGAUGAGCCGCGGAACAACUCUGUUUCACUCUAAUGUCCCUUUUGUUAAAGGAUUUGUGGGUGCUCGAUCUUCUGUUCCUGUUGAAUCUGUAAAUGAAAUGGAUUAUGGGAUGUUCUUGAAUCGUAACUGUGACCGGAAUUUGGCAUUUGCGGCGCAGGCGCAGCAAGUGAAGCGGGAUCUGGUGUUGCAAGCUCUUAGUGUCUCUUCUUGGGAAAGACAAGCUAAGGUCGGCUGGUCGGCUCAGCCACACUGGAAGCCAGAGUUUCGAAACAGAGGGGGAACUUUUGUUGAUGUAAGGGGCCGGUGCAGUGGGGGCAACAGCGAUUUCUACCAUUCCCCAUGGCUUCCUCCACCCCGACAUCAGCAGCCAACGCCCAACGCCUCCGCCGCCACGCGUUGCAUUCAUCCGGGCAGAUCUGGCGUCAAAAGGGCUUCCUCCGGAACCGGCGUUUUCUUGCCUCGCAAAUAUGUGAACCCUUCAGAAUCCUUUCAGAAAAAAGGAAGCCCAGCCGUUCGAUUUCCAGAGAUGAGAAGCCCCAUUCAAGCCCCACUAAACGGUUUCCUAUCGCCAGGCCUCAAUUCCAUUUCAUCCCGAAGAAACAAGCCAGUUCUGCCACUGCCAAGGAGUUUCCGGGGAGAGGUAGCCAUAAAUCAAGAGCAACUUCACCUACCUCAGGAAUGGACAUACUGAUGUUGGCGAAGCAGACAAAGAGUAAAGAAGAUGAAAUUGUUUUGUAGGGUUUAGGGAUAAAGAAAGAUUGAAAAGGAAGGAUUUUUGGUAGUAGGAGGAAGCAAUAAGUCUGUAAUUCUGUGGGUUAUAGUGUGAUUUUAGAUAAAAGUUUUGUUUUGUGGGAGGGGAAAACAUGUAUAACCCUUUACACACUACUCUGUGUUGUAUUAAAGUGGAAGGGAUUAAGGAAAUGGUUUAAUAAAUAAUAAGAAACAUAUGUUGGGUUUUGUGACAUUAA
Molecule: messenger RNA, 1559 nt
Organism: Cucurbita pepo subsp. pepo (vegetable marrow)
Lineage: Eukaryota; Viridiplantae; Streptophyta; Magnoliopsida; Cucurbitales; Cucurbitaceae
Source: RefSeq, a predicted model, not a curated record